AGAGAAUGCAGAAACCUGCCCAGCCAGUUAAAUGAAAGACAUAUUAGGUUAUCCAUUGCACAUUGUAUAUAUCUUAGGUGCAGCAGAACUUCUCUCAGCAUUCUGCACUGUGGUCCACAGUGGCUCUCUCAUCCUACAUGUGCUUGAUGUUUAUAAGCUCAGGGAAAGGGUAACAAUAAAUAAUCACCACUCCUGAUCAAAAGCAGAGUCACAUUAACCUUUCACAGUCACCACCAAAAGGCAUCUAAUUUUCUUUUUAAAAUAAAUCAGCGGUGUGAUGUAAAACUAAAAGAGUGGCAAACAGCAAGAACUGCAUAAAGACAAGUGAAACACUCAAAACAGAAAACACAAGAUGAGCACCUCUGGAGGAACUUGUGGAAGUCCAAACUCCACAGAACCUGCUCCUGAUUACUUCAAGGAAUUAUGGUCCAAAUUGAAGGAGUGCCAUGAUAAAGAAGUAAAAGGAUUACUGGCAAAGAUCACCAAGCUGAAAACAGAAAGGUGUUUGGAUGCAGAAAGACUCGAAGAGUUUUACACCAAAAACCAGCAGCUUAGAGAGCAACAAAAAUCAUUGCAUGAAACAAUUACAGUUUUAGAAGAUCGGUUAAGAGCAGGAUUAUGUGAUCGUUGUGCAGUAACUGAAGAGCAUAUGAAGAAAAAACAGCAGGAAUUUGAAAAUAUUCGGCAACAGAACCUCAAGCUGAUUACAGAACUGAUGAAUGAAAGAAACAAUUUACAGGAUGAAAAUAAAAAGAUUUCUGAACAGCUUCAGAAGAUGCAAGAGAAGAUAGAGGAACAAGAGCAAUACAUGGAAGAGUUUGUUCCAGAUUCACCUGUUCAGUCACUUUCAAUGGUUAAUCAACUGCACCGAAAACGGGAAAAUAGACAUGUCCAGUACAUAGAACAAAAGGGUCCAGAUUUGGAACAGACAGGAAGACCUCAUAAGCUUGGGAAGACCCCUCUUUCAUCCACCCAAAGGGAUGUCUGUCCUGAAGAAGUAUUGGUGGCUGAUACCUGUGACCCACAGCUCUCCCCAGUAUCACGUAAAUUUAAUGAGAAAAUAGCAGGAGAGCGCACUGCUACAAGAUCACCAUUUACCUUGGCAGUAGUUAUUGCAGAAACACUUGGACUUGAUGAGCCUGAACCUCGGAAUAAAGCACAGGGAGAUUUCAGACAACAGUUGGUUCAUGCGUUUCCUAAAAGUAAUGGUGACAACUUGGAAUUUUCAGAUCCAAUUGAGGACGCUUCUCCAGUUACAGACUGGGAUUCUAAGGUACCUUCUCCUGUUUUUGGAGCCUCUGCAAAUGUGAAGAAGAGCAGCUUGGGCCUCAAUACAAGUCUUUCCUCUUCUGUGUUAGCAACAGGACGUAAGUCAAAUCUGAAAAACAACUCCAUCAACAAUUCUUCCUAUUCUAGAUCUGGGAAAGUGAAAUCAGUAUCUGAAGAUGUUGCUUUUGUUGUACCGCUUAAACCUGGGACUGAAAUAACCUCGGUUAUCAGCCAGUCUCCAACUGGUAAGCAAGUGGUUCUGAAACAGAAUGCAGAUGAGCCCAUAACAUGUGUGACCAACACACAUUUAGAUAAAGAUGAGACAGGCAAGAGUGACUUCCUUCUUCCAUCACAGAAACAAUUAGGCAGCCGAUGCCCUAAAAGGAAGAAACCUGAUGAAAGGAGUGGGCAUGUGAUCAGCUCUGAAAAAGAAAAUACCUUCCCUUCCCAUGCAGACAAUCCUCCUAUCAAUAGAGAUAAUAUAACUGAUAAGCCUUUAGAUUUAUCUGAUCGCUUUUCGGGUUUUCGCUGUCAAGAAAAAAGCCAUGUAAGUGCUGAGACCUCCAAAACUAGGCUGAGGCAGGCAACUCUUUGUGAUGUUUUUCAACCACCAGUGAAAGAUUAUUCAUCUAAAACCAUCGUUGGUUAUCUAAUGAGCCAAGAUUCACCAGAGGAUCCCUGUGUACAGGAAGCAUCCCUGGAGAGAGAACCUCAAGUACAAAUAAAAGAAGAGAUUACUGCCUUUUGUAAUCCACCAAAUGACGUCCUGGAAUCAGACCUCUCUGAAGAUAUGAAGGCUGCUGGUGUCCAUAAACCAACAAAUAAGAGGAUACGGUUGCAAACUGCAGUAGGUGAGCCAGCAUCUGUGCUUCAACCAAAUCCUUGCAGAGUGAAAAAAGCUGCAAAACUGCACAAGGAGCAAGAUAAUUCAUCCUUGGAAAAUGUGCAAUGGAGCAUAGACCCAGGAGCUGACCUUUCCCAAUACAAAAUGGAUGUUACUCUGAUAGAUGCAAAAGAAGGGAUCCAAACAAGAACUGAAGCAGAGACUGUAGACAUGGACUAUACAUACGUCAGUGAUAGUAUUCUAGUAAGAAUGAAAAAUCAAGAACAUAAAGAAGUAAACAAUUCAAGAGAGAAAAGAAGAAAUGACACUUUUGCAGAAAUAUUUGAUCGGACAUCAUAUGAAGAAUAUGAAUCCUAUCUAGAAGAUGACAAUGUCCUAGGAUGUAACAAUAGGGAGUCUUGUCAAGAGGAAGAAGAAGAAAAGAAGGAAAUGUCAACAGUAAAGAAAAGCCUACAGAGGCAUGGAGACAAACAAGAUAAAACCAAACAGAAGGCUUUUGUGGAAUCAUAUUAUAAAAGCGAUGAAAGAAGGAACACUGUAUUAGAUUUUCCUCACAUUGAGGUGGUCCGUAAAAAAGAGGAAAGGAAAAAAUUACCUGGACACACUUGUAAGGAAUGUGAAAUAUACUAUGCAGAUUUUCCAGAAGAGGAGAGGGAAAAGAAGUUAGCUGCCUGUUCAAGGCAUCGAUCUCGCUAUGUUCCUCCUGAUACACCAGAAAAUUUCUGGGAAGUCGGAUUCCCAUCAACCCAGAUGUGUGUUGAAAGAGGUUACAUAAAAGAGGACCUUGCUCCUUGCCAGCGUCCUAAAAGAAGACAGCCUUAUAAUGUGAUGUUUUCUCCAAAAGGCAAGGAACAAAAAACAUAACUUGAGGAAUAACAUUUUACAAAUUGAGAAAUCCUUUUGUUUGUUUCCAUAAAUAUUUAAAGUCAAUGAAAAAAUAAAUCCAUCUGAAAAUCAUGGUACCUAAACACAA
Lacerta agilis (Sand lizard) is the source of this 3086-nucleotide messenger RNA. It is a transcript of the gene RBBP8, whose product is annotated as RB binding protein 8, endonuclease. Bases 353 to 2977 code for a protein of 874 amino acids. Gene Ontology annotation, molecular function: Y-form DNA binding; damaged DNA binding; double-strand/single-strand DNA junction binding. Gene Ontology annotation, biological process: double-strand break repair via homologous recombination; DNA double-strand break processing involved in repair via single-strand annealing. The transcript has 19 exons. The record is from RefSeq and is a predicted model, not a curated record. Gene Ontology annotation, cellular component: site of double-strand break. NCBI's taxonomy places the organism in Eukaryota, Metazoa, Chordata, Lepidosauria, Squamata, Lacertidae.